This is a messenger RNA of Myotis daubentonii (Daubenton's bat), 1244 nucleotides long. RefSeq names its product chromatin target of PRMT1 protein-like. The record is from RefSeq and is a predicted model, not a curated record. Bases 289 to 1047 code for a protein of 252 amino acids. The transcript has a single exon. Lineage: Eukaryota; Metazoa; Chordata; Mammalia; Chiroptera; Vespertilionidae.
GUUUGGGCACCGAGCAGGAGUUGGUGGCAGCGGUUGCGGUGGCACUGACGAAAGGCAGAGAAGGGCAGGCCGUGUGAGCAGGUGGACCCGCUGAGCCCAGCAGACAGCCAGCCAACAGCGAACUGACCUAGCAGUCUACCACUUAGCAUCUAGCCAACCAAACCAGUUCACCCGCGCCCCUUCACCAUCAACUCAGGUUCGGCCGGCCCCGGCCCGCCUUCCGCAGCCGUCGUGGCAGCCCCGGGAGGAGCACUGGCGUCCUUUUCCUUCGAUCCUCAGGAUUUGAAGAUGGCUGCACAGUCCGCACCGAAAGUUGUGCUAAAAAGCACCACCAAGAUGUCUCUAAAUGAGCGCUUUACUAAUAUGCUGAAGGACAAACAGCCGAUGCCAGUGAAUAUUCGGGCUUCGAUGCAGCAGCAGCAGCAGCUGGCCAGUGCCAGAAACAGAAGACUGGCCCAGCAGAUGGAAAACAGGCCCUCUGUCCAGGCAACACUAAAACUUAAGCAGAGCUUAAAGCAGCACCUGGGUAAGAGUAACAUCCAGGCACGGUUAGGCCUACCCACAGGGGCCCUGGCCAGGGGAGCGAUCGGAGGAGGAGGCCUACCGCUAAUCCAGAGCGGCUGGCCUAGAGGAGGACUACGUGGGGGACGUGCCACAGGAACCCUACUUAGGGGCGGGAUGUCGCUCCGAGGUCAAAACCUGCUCCGAGGUCAAAACCUGCUCCGAGGUGGACGAGCCGUAGCUCCCCGAAUGGGCUUAAGAAGAGUUGGUGUUCGAGCUGGUGGAGGUCCUGGGCGAGGGUGCCUAGGGCGUGGAGCUAGGGGUCGUGGCGGAAUCGGUGGUAGAGGUCGGGGUAUCAUAGGUCGGGGAAGAGGGGGCUUUGGGGGCCGAGGCCGUGGACGAGGAAGAGGUGCCUUUGCGCGCCCUGCACCGAGCAAGGAACAGCUGGACAACCAAUUGGAUGCGUACAUGUCGAAAACAAAAGGACACCUGGACGCAGAGUUGGAUGCCUACAUGGCACAGACAGAUCCUGAAGCCAAUGAUUGAAGCCUGCCUUCCCUCCUCUGAGAGACUUGUUGAAAAGUUACCACAUCUGUAAAUAACGGUGAGAUGACAUUAGAAGAGCCCACCUGACUGAUGCUGGAAGGACCUAUCACAAUAGACUGCGGACUUGCUUGCCACCGGUGUGUGCAUUUAGUGUGUUCCUUUUACUUUUUUGGUAACUAUUGUAUGAAACCCUUUUU